Molecule: messenger RNA, 601 nt
Organism: Nematolebias whitei (Rio pearlfish)
Lineage: Eukaryota; Metazoa; Chordata; Actinopteri; Cyprinodontiformes; Rivulidae
Gene: nudt2
Product: nudix (nucleoside diphosphate linked moiety X)-type motif 2
Exons: 3
Coding region: 64-507 (147 amino acids)
Biological process (GO): ATP biosynthetic process; AMP biosynthetic process
Molecular function (GO): bis(5'-nucleosyl)-tetraphosphatase (asymmetrical) activity
Source: RefSeq, a predicted model, not a curated record
GGUGCACCGCUGAGCGCUCCGCUUUCCCCCAAUUAAAGUACUUUUCCUACAAACAAACAGAAGAUGGCUCUGCGAGCUUGUGGGUUCAUAGUGUUUCGCCGCCUUGUUGGCAGCGUGCCACCACCAGGCAAUGUGGAGUAUCUCCUCCUGCAGACUUCUUAUGGGCAGCACCACUGGACGCCACCCAAAGGUCAUGUGGACCCAGGUGAGGACGACCUAACUACUGCCCUGAGAGAAACCAAAGAAGAGGCGGGGCUAGGGGCGGAGCAUCUGCAAGUGCUAAACGGUUUUGUGAAGAAGCUGCAGUAUGAGGUUCGCGGCAGACCCAAAGAGGUGCUGUACUGGCUGGCCGAGCUGAAAGACCCGGGGACGGCGGUGAUGUUGUCCGACGAGCACCAAGACUAUCGCUGGGCCCCGCUGGAGGAGGCCUGCGCCCUGGCCCAGUACAAAGACCUGCAGGACACCCUGAGAGCAGCUCACAGACACCUAGAGGUCCAGCAGGACUGACAGCGAUGUGUCAGAAAGUAGACUUAAAAAGACACUAAAUAAUGAAAAAUACUGCCUCACAUUCACCGUGCAACGAAGGCGAACAGAUGGUUUU